CAGCGAUACCUAUGUAUUAUUGCCGGACAAGUCUAAAUGCUCGUGGCCAUUAAUAUCAUCGCAUUCAUUGAGUUCAGACAACUUUAAUUGAAAUACACCACAUCGGGCUUAAUCAUCUGACACGAAAUCGAGAAGAUUUGCUGUUGUAAUGAGUGGAUUCAGUUUUCCACCACCUCCGCCGCCACCUCCGAAAAUCAAUAGUGCACACAAUGAGAAUUCCGUCCAGAUUCGAGGAAAUGGACGAGGGCGAGGCAACAAUUUCGCGCAUGGACGCGGUACAGGAAAUGCUCAUCGCGGACGACAUGAUACAUUAAACCACUCCGAGCGACAACAGAGCUGGCAUCGCGGCCCUCCAACCCAAGCAUCUCGAAACGGCCAAUAUGAAUCACACUUUCCUACACCAGACAGCUCAAACUCCAGAAGUUGGCCGGGACCCAACAAUUUCGAUCAGCAUCGCUUCGGUGCGCAAGCAGUUGGAAAAAUUCCUCAGAAGAUCGAUACUCCUCCACGAACAGUCGCCGGUCACAAGCGAAAACUAGAAGCGCUUCGGGGCCCGCAGAUUGCAGGUUCAUCGGGACCACCAACGGCGCCAUCAGUCCCCACGUUUGGUGCUCCAAUCUUGAACCAGCCGUCCCCGUCAGUACAUUCUCGACCGAGUCCUAGCUCGUCGAGUAUUCUUCCCCCAAACAUCAAGGAUGAUGCAUCCAAAUCCGCUCCUCGAAAAUCUAAUGCACUUGGAUUGACUCCGGGGGAGGAGCCACACUAUUCAUCAUCGGAGCAUGAGGCAGAUGAUCAGGAUGCAGAUGAAGACGUCGAUGAGGAGGCCAUGUUUGCUGAGCUCGGCACUAAACUCACAUUUGAGCACAAUGGCAGUAUCAUCUCACUAUCGUCUCCAGCAGAUCUGGCGCGUUGGAAAAGCGAACGAUUAAAGAAUUUCCCUACUCGCACUCGGAUGGCCGCGAAAAUCGACGAGAAGCGCGCUAUGGGUGAUAUGCGUAAACGACUUCUCUUCGAAGCUGCGGGUGCCUUGCGCACUGGGAACCGCACCGCUCCUCAGAUUUCGGCACACACGUCGAACCCUCACUCAAGUCAUGAUCUGGUACCGGCAAAGGAUAUAGUAGGAUCAAAAGGUACAGAUAGUAUCACAAAAGUGGAAGCCUCGAGUAAUUAUUCCCACGAGUCGACAGCGCUUCAGGCACGAGACGCUGGGUCAGUUUUGGUUGAUCAGCCAUCUCUGAGCAAGGACUUAAGUGAGACUGCAGUCGAUGGGAAUGCCGCUCCACACGUGAAAGCUGCAGUCGAAGAAGCAGGGAAUGCAAGUGAUGAAAAGGAUGCCCAGUCAGAAUCAGACGGCGGCGCGCCCGAAUCAGUCAGCUCCAAGCAGCCUGUGAAGUCCUCAGGCGAGCACCUGCCGGCGCACAAGCCCAGAGAUGAGCGGAGCAUUUCUCGACCAAAGAAGCCGAUACGGUCUGUAGCAUCACAUGGUGAGAAACGAGGGAUCUACCAGGCACUCAUCGAGCAGGAGCAGCAUGGUCAGCAUGUGCUAGCAUUGGCAGUGAUCAAGAGUCUGGGCAAAGCAGGUUUUUUCACAUGCUCGGAAUAAAGAUCUUGUGUGUCAAUGUUGCUAAGUGAUAGCUCUUUCGAAACGAUGGAAAUUAUUUCACGUGUCAAACCAUACGAAUUGUGUUUCAAGGCUUCACUCCGUCGUCAUUCACUAGCGCUGAUGCAUUGCACGACGACCGUCUAAAUGGUCGACGCCAUUGUACAAAUUUUGAAGCUG
Molecule: messenger RNA, 1780 nt
Organism: Dissoconium aciculare CBS 342.82
Lineage: Eukaryota; Fungi; Ascomycota; Dothideomycetes; Mycosphaerellales; Dissoconiaceae
Exons: 1
Coding region: 149-1603 (484 amino acids)
Source: RefSeq, a predicted model, not a curated record